UUCUUAUGUAUUUGCGGCUAUCGUAAAUUCUGCAGAGCGAAUAGUGUAUAGAGCAGAUUCUAUAUAUAUACUUACAAAAGCGGAAAUUAACUAUUAGAAAUACUUUUCAGAAAAAAACACUACAGUGUAGCUAACUGGAUUUGUAUUAUUAAAAUCGGAAUUGAUACGUUAUUGUGCAUCUUACAAUGGAUACCCCUAUUCGGAUCCUUAUUUGCGGUGGUGGAAACGGCGCCCAUACCAUUUCGGCCCUUGCAUCGUCUCGACCCAACGUAGAGGUCAACGUCUUGACCCUGUUCGCCGACGAAGCGCUGCGAUGGAAGACGGCUCUAGGUGACGACCACAUCGUUAUCAAGGCCCACUACAGCGACGGAACACAGGGGGAAAUCCGAGGCAAGCCUCGAUUGAUCACGAACGAUCCAGCGGAGGCCAUGAAAGACGUGGAUGUCGUGUUUUUUGUUGUACCAGCGUUUGCACACAAGCAAUACUUUGAGGCAAUUCAAAAUUAUAUAAACAAUGAUACAAUAAUCGUUGGCAUGCCAGGCCAAGCAGGAUUUGAAUUUCAGGCACUAAGCAGUAUGAAAAGACCAGGGCAUUCGGCCAUACUAAGCCUUGAUUCAAUGCCUUGGGCGUGCCGAAUUGUGGAGUUUGGACGAAAUGUUGAGAUAUUGGGUUUUAAGGAUAUCCUUGGCCCAUCGGUGAUUGCGGGGACUGGGAACUAUAAAUUGCCGCCUUUGCAAUAUGUGCAAAGGAUAUUGGGUGAGAAACCAAACCUUCAGCCUGUGGACAAUUACCUCGCUGUCAGUCUGAUGGCAGAUGCUUGCGUCCACCCACCGAUGAUGUACGGUAGGUGGAAGGACUGGGAUGGUACUCCCCUUUCUGAAAAGCCGCUGUUUUACCAAGGAGUCGAUGAAAUUCAGGAAGACCUGCUUAGUAAAGUAAGCGACGAAAUUGUAGCAACGGCAAAGGCUAUCCAGCAACAAAGGCCUGAACUGGACAUGUCGACAGUUAUUCACCUGUUUGACUGGUACAAAAAGUACUAUCCGGAUCAGAUAUCUGACAAAUCCAGUUUGAGAUCUUGCAUGGUGACCAACAAGGCGUACAAUGGUCUUGUUUAUCCUAUGAAGUCGGUCGACGGUGGUUUUGUACCUGACUUCGGCUACCGCUAUACGUCUGAGGACAUACCGUUUGGUCUCGUCGUUAUGAAAGGGAUCGCAGAAUGUGCAGGAGUGAAGACCCCAACGAUGGACAUAAUCAUUGAAUGGGCACAGAAGAAAUUGGGCAAGGAAUAUAUCGUUGGAUCAACAUUGUCGGGAAGAGACGUCGGCUCUAGUCGAGCACCACAGGCGUUUGGCUUCAAAACUCUGCAUGAUCUAUGCAGCGUACUGUAACUUAACAAGGACUAUUAGCUUAGUUAUGACUUUGUCGUGUUAAAGGGGCCUUUUCACAGAUUUUGGCAUGUUUUGAAGUUUGUCAUUAAAUGCUUUAUAUUGAUAAAUGUAAAUAUUGGAUACAAACAAGCUCCAGUAAAAAAUCAAGAAUAAAAUUUAAAAAAGAAAAACAAGGUAACCUUCAGCAGGACUCGAACCACUGACCCCUGGAGUCCUGGAGUAAAAAGUCUACCACUUAGACCACUCGGCCAUUCUUCCGUAUACAAUGCCAGUUGUAUUUUAUACUUUAUAUAAGCAAUCCUCGUAGUUUCACAAAAUAUAACGACAACAACAUCACUCUCCAAAUUAUUAAUUCGUUUCGCGUUGCAACGCUUUAUAAUUUUCGGGUUUUUAAAUCAUCAAAAGAUGCAUAAAAAGGCUAUUUUAGAGCAUUGUAAAAGUAUAGUAUUACUGUUUCCUCACAACUAUCAUAAUGAAAACGAAAGUUUACGAAUCUGAAACAACUUUUUUUUUCAAUUUUGUCAAUUUACCCAACCGUGAAAAGGCCCCUUUAAUUAAAGACUUUAGAGACGUCAAGUGUAUAGUUUCAAGCGUGAAAACCCUUUUUUACCAUACCCAGUUUGACCUGUGUUGCGUGUUUGGAAAUUUAUUAAACUACAAUUGCUCAUAAUUUGUUAUUUUCCAAAAUAUAUUUAUCUUUUCUCCGAUGUCGGUACUUUCCGCAGUGCAAAUAAAAUUAUAUAUAUCUAAAUAAAUAUUAUUUACUCGA
This is a messenger RNA of Dreissena polymorpha, 2157 nucleotides long. Its product is annotated as opine dehydrogenase-like. The coding region runs from base 186 to 1388 and encodes 400 amino acids. The record is from RefSeq and is a predicted model, not a curated record. The transcript has 2 exons. NCBI's taxonomy places the organism in Eukaryota, Metazoa, Mollusca, Bivalvia, Myida, Dreissenidae. Gene Ontology annotation, molecular function: oxidoreductase activity.